CGAACUUCAGUAUCGUAUGUUGACUGUGACAUGGAACUUUCGGAAAUUAUUAAAAGCUCUGUUAGUCGAAGAUGAUACAUUCUCGGUUCACCUAAGAUGGGUCGUAUACUUGUAUAAUUGUGCGUUGAUAAUUAUUUCAAUAUUCGACUAAGAUUUGAGUUAAAAUCUGACUAAGUUUGGAGAAUGUUAAUUCAUAUCUAGUUGAGACCAUGAGUGCAACUUUUAACACUUCACUAAAAGUCCCGAUAGUCUAAAAAAGGAUUGUUUGCUGCACUAAGAUUUAUGGCCUUGAAGAACAGCAGACUUUUGAAACAACAACAACUGUUGAUGAAUAUUUCAAGACCCGAAUUGGAUUUAAGUCGAAAAUAGCAACAUUUUGAGAAAUAAUAGAUAAAUAUUGUGAAUAAAAUCACGAGUGAGCCUCCGAAAGCUCUGCAACAGCAGAUCUAAAGAAAUUUGUUAAUUACGAGUAGCGCAACCGCGUACACGAACGGCCUUACUAUUUUUGUUUUGUUUUUCAAAUAAUUUUUCUCAACUAUAUUGUCAACUAUAAUCCAUUCAGGGAGUUUUAAUAUUUCUGCUAUAAAUCCACGCAAUGUUUAAACGAGUCUCAAACAGUAGCUCCCUUGCAUUCAAGAUGCAAAGACAUCUCAGUAAAUUAACGCUGGUAGUACUCGUGUUGUGCUGUGCGUACAGCGUACAGUGCGAAAUCACAAUUCUUCCCGACACGCUCUACUACAACAUAACGACAACGCCACGUGCCGAUCUCUUUUAUCUGCACCAUCAGCGUCAAUUCGGAACCAAUAUGAAAGAACUCGAACAGAGCUUGGUUGACUUCAGGGCCAAAUAUUAUGCACGGCUCGACGUUAUCGCCUACAAUGUAGAAGUGUUGGAAACCAAAUUGGAGGAGGUGGACAACAAGUUGAAUCCGCUCGUGCUGCUGGACGACAUCAAUGAUUAUUGUGUGCAUAAAUAUCGCGCCAAAUUGCCGCAGAUCGCACAGUUAACCGUCAAAAUGAAGGAAUGCACGCUGAAAGGCAACAAUGCAUACUCGGGUCUUGUGUCGGGUGCGGAGGCGACUGUGCGAAAUUUGAAAAGUUACUACACCAGCAAUUUUGCAACGGCUGUGAAUGACUGCAAGAAGAAGCAUACGGGACAUUUCACCGAGAGCAAAUACACGCAAUGCAUAUUGACGGCGGGGACGAAUGCCGCCACGAAGACCUACGCCGAUACGAAUGUCUUUGAAAAUCAAAUGAAGGCGGCCGAAUGCAAUGCGGAUAUGAAAAUACGUGAAGUCUUCGAUUGCUAUAAUUUGCAAGUGCUUUCGACGUUCGAGACCAUUGGCGAGGUUAAGACCCUGGUGGAGAACUGUAUUGCCGGUCACGAAUUCUGUCCAACUUGUGGCGAUGAUGCGGCGCUUAGUAAAGGUCGUUGUCCCUAUCACAUGAGCUGGCAUCUGGCCGAUAGCGAUUUGUCGAGCGAGAAGAUAAAUAAUCCAUUUAAGGGAAUCACGAAAACGACACCCUGUUUGCAAGUGAAUUUCAUUACUAAGGGUAUUGCGAUAAAUUAAGUUUUAUAUUAUGUGUAAUGUAGUUCUAAUUUGUACUCAGAUUUUUGUUAGUUGCAAAACUGAAUGUGGAUAAUUAAGCCUAUUUUUAUAAAAAAAAGAAAUACAUAUAUGAAAACAA
Messenger RNA from Bactrocera oleae (olive fruit fly), 1688 nucleotides. RefSeq lists its product as uncharacterized. The record is from RefSeq and is a predicted model, not a curated record. Lineage: Eukaryota; Metazoa; Arthropoda; Insecta; Diptera; Tephritidae.